Messenger RNA from Penicillium atrosanguineum, 360 nucleotides. RefSeq lists its product as uncharacterized. The transcript is spliced from 3 exons. Bases 1 to 360 code for a protein of 119 amino acids. Lineage: Eukaryota; Fungi; Ascomycota; Eurotiomycetes; Eurotiales; Aspergillaceae. The record is from RefSeq and is a predicted model, not a curated record.
AUGUACCCGGCCUUACUCAAGCAUCAGCUCACGCGGCCUUCCGCCUUCCAUAUCACCAGGCUGGCCCGGGCUUCGGUCCACGGAAAGGCUCAAUCCGGUAUGAAGGGAGACGAUGAAUUCUUCGUCAACACCACUUUCCCCGACGAUUAUGAAGGGUCGCCCUUGAGGCCCGAAGACAUUCAGAAGAAAGAAGCAAUGAAGGAGCAGACGGCUGCAGAGAAGAUGUCUACCACCGCGGCGCACAAAGCCGACAUUUACGAGAGUAUCUUCCCUCCAAAGCCAAAUAAGGCCCCGAAGAGAAAGGACUCCAACAAGUCUCCGGAGAAUUUCGAGCAAGAGCCCGGUUUGGAUGAAAUGUGA